Microcebus murinus (gray mouse lemur) is the source of this 6029-nucleotide messenger RNA. RefSeq names its product carboxylesterase 5A (gene CES5A). NCBI's taxonomy places the organism in Eukaryota, Metazoa, Chordata, Mammalia, Primates, Cheirogaleidae. The record is from RefSeq and is a predicted model, not a curated record.
UGCGCGGGCCUCCUGGUCGCUGGGAGCGCGGGCCCUGGCGGCCGGCGCGGCCGUCAGGUGGGUCCCCCGGCUCGCGCCCCGCGCGGCCUCUUUUCCUCUCCGGCCUGCUCUCCAUCUUUUCUCCAGCAGCUCGCCUUGGUUGCUGUCCAGCUGCUGGGGCCGGAGCGGCCGCGGCCAGGUUACCUCAGCAAACGUGAGGAGGCAGCGGGUCAGAAUAAACCUGCGCACCCCGUAAUUCGCCUCUGGGGCACAAGGGCAGAUUCGGAUCUUUCGCUUCCUGCAUCCGCAUUUAUUGAGCACCUAGUAUGUGAGAGACGAGGCUGUGAGGAGAGGAACGCAGCAGGCUGGGACAAAGCCAAAGCCUGUACUUCAGGACCUUCUGCCCCCGUGGCCCUCGCGACCCUGCUCCGAGAUUCCGGCCCCGCUCUCAGUGCGGGAGACGCUUCCCGCCCAGAGGAGGCUUCGGUGCCCAGAGGGGAAGGACAGGUUUUCUUGCCAUUGGGAGCUCCUAGCAAGUGCUUGCUCCCCAAACACAGUUUAUUUAAAAAGCUUUUGAAAAUGUUGGACGGUUUAGCUUGGUUGAGGUCGUCUUUGCCCAAAUCCUCUUGUCCCUGCCCCUUCCAAAAACAAAAACACACAAAAUGAAUUUUGAAUAGGUUUUUGAUGAGAGAGGAGAUUUUCUUCUUUUUUUUUUUUCAUCUUUUAAAACAGUUUUACACAUUUCUCCUCAGAAAAAGACCCAAAAAACCCAAGCCAGUUACUCAGUGUACAGCUAAUCAAAUACUGAGGAAACGAGUAGACAUUUGCCAAAGACUGGGCAUGUUAUGGGUGGUCUCAGAUUUUGAAGAAACUAAUUCUUACUGCGCAAAAUAGUUUUACAAUCAGUUCCAUCAGACAGCGCCAGGGGCUCUCCUAAGGAAAAGGGCCAAUAAGCAAGGUUGCACGGGGAUAAGAAAGGCAAGCGGCCAGUGGAAAACGUUUUUUCUAACAGUUGGGCAUUUCUGUGGCUAUGAAAGCGAACUUGUUUGUUUCAUUUCAGCGAUAGAAAAAACACUCCUGUUUUGGAAAUGUUACCCAGCAUAAAAAUACAUUUGCAAUGGAGGGGGAAAAAGGCAGUUUAGGGCCACCCAGAAGUAAAUAUUUUUCCCCAGAAUUUUUUUUUUUUAUUGGGUCUUUCCCAGUAUGGGUUUGCCUCAUUUUACAAAUAGCUGUCUGUGUCAAGUUGUAUGUAAUUUAAAUAUUUAAAUUUGAAUCACAUUGUACAUAUUCUAGAAAACGGACAAAGGAAACCCAGAGAGAAUUGUUUUAUAAAGUAAAUAACUGCUUCCCUACUACCCCUCCCCAUUCUUCUUGUGUGUGUGUGUGUGUGUGUGUGUUUGUUUUGAGGGGCAUGUUAGUGGAUAAAUCUAGUUUGGCUUAAAAUCCAGGUGUCAAUAAAAACCAGCCCUUCAAAUCCAAAACAGAGAACUUAGGUACCCAGCAUUCUAUAGAAUUUAUUUUUUCAAGAAGUUGCUAGGACAAUUAUGCAAAUCUACCAGAUGCAGGAAAAAAAUUCAGCAACCUCACCCCGGUUCUGCUGUCCCUACAAGACUGCAUUUGAAAGACUGAAGAGGUUUUGUAAACUCCUUUGAGGAAUGCAGGAGUACAUGAAGAGAAGGAGAUGGUGGGUUGUUGGGAAAAAAUGAGACCAUAACUGUGAAUGUCCUUUGGAAGGAAAUGAAGUAGAGAAAUGCAAGAGGAGAGGUGAGUUGAUUCAAGGCCUGUGAACUGAGCACAGAGGAUGCUGCACAAGUGAAAAGGACCACUGGGCCAUCACUGUCACCUCGAUUGGUACAAGGGCAAAUCGCCCUCGGAAAAAAGGGCAGAUGAGUGAGGACCAACAAGUCAGAGAAGGCUUCCUGGAGGAGGUGCACUGAAGCUGGGCUUUGCUGGAGACGACUUGGAGAGCUGGGGUGGAGGCGUCCUUGCUGAGCCAUGUGAUAGCUCCUCCCACCAGGCGUGGGUGGAAAACGGGAUGCAGGGAAGACCCCAUCUCUCCUUCCCCUCCCUCCAGUGGGUAGAGAACAAGUAGAAAAGAAUGAGACAGUUCCCCCAGGCUUCUGGGGCUCCCCAUCACCCCCAGUCUGGGGCAAAAGGGAGCAAGAAAGAAAGGUCAGCGUGGACCAUGGUGAUGAGAGAGGAUGCCGUGGAGUGGGAGAUCUGCCACGGGACAGACACUGCGCUGGCAGGACGAGAAGAGGAACGGCAGCAGUAGCUCCAGUGUUGGGGGGGGGUGGACCAUGAAGAAAGCAGAGGCCCUGAGCCCAGCCGCAAGAGUGACAUAUGAGGAGGUACGGAUUGGAAACAUGGGGUGUUGUCUCCUGCUGGGGCGGAGGGGAGACCGACCUGAGACCAGAAGGAUGAGGACAUCUAUUGCCAUUCUGCAGUGCCAGGAAGUGGUGCACAGUGAUGAUGUCCUGCCACCCUGGGGACUUGACCACACUGGACAGAAGGCAUCAGUCAUCGCCAAGGACUUCUGUCAUUCCCUGUUGGAAGGAACAAGGAUGAGGAAUGUUGGCUGGCGCUGGCCGCCGCAGCCACAUGCUAGCAGACAGACAAUCCCAGAACAGCUGCAAUGUUCAGGCACUCAAGCUCUUUGAGAUGCUGGCCUUGGGACUUACGGCAGGUACUUGAGCAGGAGAGUCCCCAGAAAGGACAAGGUCUGGCUGCACGAGUUGAGGGAAGCUGAUAGGGCCACGUGAGAAAAGCAGAGGGACCUUGGAACCACUUGCAGAGGGUCUCCCGUUUUCAUGGUCUCCACAGCGAUUUCCAUCUGCACCUGGCUCCUGGGAGGAUGAUGAACUCUAAACGCAGCAUAUCAGGAGUUGGAGUUGGAGAAAAGAGAUGAUUUCCUGGAGGAGUCCAAAUCCGUGAAGAUUUAUGGAACACCUGCCUCAGGUGAAGUGCAUCAGGCAGCCGGGCAGCCCCUCGCUAUGACCUUGAGGAAGAAAGCCUCCCUGCUUGUUUGUGCAGAGUUCUGUAUCCAGCAGGCACAUAUUUCCUGCUUAUGGCUCCCCUGCCUCUCUCAAAAGGUGACAACUCUGGGGAACCUGUGCGUUAGAUUGAUGCUGUUGCUACCUCCCAGGGCUCUGCCCCCCCCCAUCUGCAGCGGGUGGUCACAAGGAUGUGCCCCAGAUAACUCCGACUCUGCCAGCCCAGCCCCUUCCUGGACCCUUUACCAUAAGGGAGGCAUAGAGCCUGCUGGGAGCAAGUUGGUGAUGCCCCUGGUUCCUGACCUGGAUCUUCCUACAAUCCACCAGCAGUUUUUCAGAACGUGGCCUUGUAAUGGAGAAGGCACAGCAGUGAGAGCCCACAAGGGAGGACAGGCCCUGGCAGAACCGCUUCUCAUGACCUCACCUCCUUGCACCUGUCUCCAGACCAGAACCGCAGAGGGCGGGCCUAAGAGCCAGCUCAGGCUGGUAGAAAUGCUGUGUUGGGCUCACACGGAGACUUUUUAAAAAUUGAAGCUACAUUUAAAAAUGGAGAGAUACCAUAUACUUCUGGUUUGGCCUGCCUACACUGUCACAGGCCACAUGUUUCUGGAGCUGAGAAGUCACAGAGUUUAGACAGAGUGUGUGCUAUACAGUUUCCCACAACCCCACCCUCUCUGCUCAUCUGUCCUGGCCAGCAGCAUUGCCUGCUUGCUGCCUCCACGGCUCCUGGAGGCGUCUGACGUAGAGACCCCUGGCUUACCUGACCUCGGAUGUCCUUUCUACUUCUUCCAAAUCUAUGAGUCCACGGCCUUUCCCCACUUCAAGAGUUAAUCAUCAGCUUCUUUUUAUGUAAAUCAGAACAGGGAAGUCUUGCUUGGCCAAUUCCUCUGAAAAUAUUGGUCGGACGCUGUUCUUCACUAUUCCUGAGACCUGUGUCUGACUGCUCAGCAUUUGCCUGUUAACAGGAAGCCCUUUCCAGCCCCUGACCAAAGCUUUCUGAGGCCAGCAGCAACCGUGGAUGUCCAGGGAGUUCAGCCGGAGCAGCUGGAUGAGCAGGGAUUGGGUGUACCCACGCCAGGCCCUGAUCUGGGCUGUUGGGGUCCUCGCAGCCGCCACCAAGGGGCUCGCUGCUGAAGUACCACAAAGGAACACCAGCCUGGGAUGGGUCCGGGGGAAGCAAGUCACUGUGCUGGGAAGCUCCGUGCCUGUGAACGUGUUCCUCGGGGUCCCCUAUGCUGCGCCCCCUCUGGGACCCCUGCGAUUUACAGACCCAAAGCCUGCAUCGCCCUGGAAUGACUUUCGAGAAGCCACAUCCUAUCCUAACUUGUGCUUCCAGAACUCAGAUUGGCUGCUCGCAGAUCAACACAUGCUCAGGGUGCAUUACCCCAAGAUCGGGACGUCGGAAGACUGCCUGUACCUUAACAUCCACGCGCCGGCCCAUGCCAACGUGGGCUCCCGGCUCCCGGUCAUGGUGUGGUUCCCGGGGGGCGCCUUCGAGACCGGCUCAGCUUCCAUCUUCGAUGGGUCCGCCCUGGCUGCCUACGAGAACGUGCUGGUUGUGACCACGCAGUACCGGCUCGGAAUAUUCGGCUUCUUCACCACGUGGGAUGGACACGCUCGAGGGAACUGGGCCUUCAAGGACCAGUUGGCUGCUCUAUCCUGGGUGCAGAGGAACAUCCGGUACUUUGGUGGCGACCCCAGUUCUGUGACUAUCUUUGGCGAGUCGGCGGGAGCCAUAAGCGUCUCCAGCCUGAUCCUGUCUCCCAUGGCCAGUGGCUUAUUCCACAAAGCCAUCAUGCAGAGCGGGGUGGCUAUCAUCCCUUACCUGAAUUCCACUAAUGACCAGAAGACUAAGGAUUUGCAGGUGGUUGCACGUGUCUGUGGCUGCAAUGCAUCUGACUCCGUGGCCCUGCUGGCGUGUCUGAGAGCAAAAUCCUCCAAGGAGUUGCUGGCCCUCAGCCAGAGAACAAAGUCUUUCACUCGAGUGGUUGAUGGGCUUUUCUUUCCGGAUGAGCCGCAAGAGUUAUUAUCUCUGAAAGCAUAUAAAACAGUUCCUUCUAUCAUCGGAGUCAAUAACCACGAGUGUGGCUACCUGCUGCCCCUGAAGGAGAUGCCUGAGAUCCUUACUGGCUCCAACAAGUCUCUCGCCUUCCACCUGAUACACAGCCUCCUGCAUGUGCCCUUACAGUAUUUGCACGUUGUGGCUAAUGAAUACUUCCAGGAGAAGCACUCCUUGGUGGAAAUCCGAGACAGCCUUCUGGACUUGCUUGGAGAUGUGUUCUUUGUGGUCCCUGGGUUGGUCACAGCUCAGUAUCACAGAGAUGCUGGUGCGCCUAUCUACUUCUACGAGUUUCAGCACCGGCCCCAUUGCUUUAAAGACACGAAACCAGCUUUCGUCAAAGCUGACCACGGUGAUGAAAUCCGCUUUGUGUUUGGAGGUCCCUUCCUGAAGGGUGACAUUGUCAUGUUUGAAGGACCCACAGAGGAGGAGAAAGUGCUGAGCAGGAAGAUGAUGAAAUAUUGGGCUAACUUUGCACGGACCGGGAAUCCUAAUGGGGCCGGCCUGCCCCUGUGGCCGGCCUAUGAUUUGACCGAGAAGUACCUGAAGUUGGACUUGAACAUGAGCCAGGGAAAGAGACUGAAAGCGGACAGAGUGGAGUUUUGGACAAACUCCCUCCCUCUGAUAUUGUCAACUUCUGAAGCUCUCCUCCGUCCUCUUUCCUCCCUGCUCCUCCUAUCUCUUCUCCUGCCUUCCUUUCUCUCCUUUGCUCCCUGAGAAGUUCCCUGUGUGCAAUUUUGGCUUCUCUUCUUCUGCAAUUUCUCCUGCAAUCAUGAGCUUCCUUCUGAGUUUAGCUGCUCUCUUCGGAGAUCUUCGUAGAGUAAGCUGCUUUAGCUGAUGCUUUAUGGACUUAGGGAUGAUCUUUACAGAAUUCUUUUCAACAUCAAAAAAUGCAAUUUGUCUUCGAUUUCAUCAGUAAGUCUGGAGGAAGGCUGGCCUAUUUGUUGUCAUAAUAAUGAUCUUGUUACUCAUACGCAAUAAAAUCAGAAUGUAAAAUA